UCUUCCUCUGGGAGAUCGCAAUCUUUUCCGAAUCUCCGAACUGUAGCUCGUAGUUUCCACUUUCCAUAGAUGUCUUCAAUUACCUGUACUAAGCUAACUUUAUUGACGAUAGUCGCCGUUACCAUCCAGUGUAUCGGCCUCUCCGUUUUCGUGUUCGGCUUCUUCCCUGUCAAGCCUGUUCUGUCUGGCUACAGUGGUGUCGAGAGCUUCCGACCGCCUACGUGCAAUGGCAUUGAGAAUGAGAGCGAGCCAUCUUUGCCUCCUGAUCGGCUUGAGUCGUUGUAUCGGGCAGUAUCUGAAAUCCCUCCUUCAUUUGACCGACUUGUCUUCAUGGUCAUUGAUGGUCUUCCAGCUGAAUUUGUGCUUGGCAAGAAUGGCCGGCCUCCAAGCAAGGCUUUUGUGGAAGCUAUGCCAUAUACUCAGUCGUUGUUAGCAACUGGUAAGGCAGUUGGGUAUCAUGCAAUUGCCGCAGCUCCAACUGUUACCAUGCCCCGUUUGAAGGCUAUGGUUUCUGGAGCCAUUGGGGGUUUUCUGGAUGUGGUUUUGAACUUCAACUCCCAGGCAUUCCUAGAGGACAAUGUUCUUGCCAAGUUCUUUAAGAUUGGGUGGAACAUGGUUAUGCUUGGUGAUGAUACAUGGCUGAAAUUAUUUCCUGGUUUAUUUGUGAGACACGAUGGUGUGAGCAGUUUCUUUGUUAAAGAUACUGUACAAGUAGAUCAAAAUGUGUCUCGACAUCUUGGGAAUGAACUUGGCCGGGAUGACUGGAAAUUAUUAAUUCUUCAUUAUCUAGGCUUGGAUCAUGUUGGGCAUAUUGGUGGACGCAACAGUGCUUUAAUGAUUCCGAAACUUUCUGAAAUGGAUGAAGUGGUGAAGUUGAUUCAUAUGAAUACUGUAAAAAAUAUAGAAAAUGGCAAAGGAAGGACUCUUCUGGUGGUGGUUAGUGACCAUGGCAUGACUGAGAAUGGUAAUCAUGGUGGUUCUUCACAUGAGGAAACUGAUUCCCUCGCUCUAUUUAUUGGCCUGAAAGACCAUGUCUAUGAUCAUGCAUUAUCCAAUUAUGCCCAAGUUUCACAGGUUGACAUUGCACCAACAUUAGCUCUGCUUUUUGGUGUACCAAUACCUAGAAACAGUAUCGGUGUCUUGAUCUCCAAAAUAUUUGAUUCUCUGACAGAUGAUAAAAAAUUGAGAGCGCUUCAGUUGAACUCUUGGCAAUUAUUUAGAUUACUUCAAGCGCAAUUGCCAGGCUUGUCUUGUAAAAAUUUCCCAUGUGAGGACUUCAUUACUGAUAGUGGAUCUGGAGUUAGUGAAUGUAAUGGUAGCAAGGAGGAGAUGUUUUGUUGCUUAUAUCUAAAUGCUGCUGCUCUUCAUGAUGCAUGGAAAACCAAAGUGAUAUCAAGGUUCAACAGCACAGACAGCAGCAGCGUUAUUGCUGCAUAUCAUGAGUUUCUUAAAAGAGCAAGUGAGUGGCUGUCACACAGAUCAACUGAUAAACCAAUUGGUCUACUUGUUUCUGGAAUCACUGCGAUUGCCAUGUCAUCCCUGAUGCUAUUGAGUCUUGUGAUUCUCAUACACAAAGAAGUUCCUCCUAGGGAAGAGAAGCACAGUCUUGUUUAUUUGAAGUCAUGGAAGAUGGAUGAGGCAUUUAUUUUGCUUGGCAUAAUAAUUAUGGUUAUAAGUAUGGGAUCGAGUUCUAUGAUCGAGGAAGAGCAUUAUGUUUGGCAUUUUCUUAACUCAUCAAUUAUUCUAAUAUUUAUCCGCAAGAGAUUACAGUCAUUUGAAUCUAAUAGCAAACAUGAAUAUCUCAAUUUGAUAAAAGGAGAAAUCAAAAGGUCAGGUGUUGAAAUGAGUUUGUUAUUCUUGAUUCUUUUUUGUGGAAGAAUUUUGAGAGGCUGGCAUCAAGGUGGUGUGAAUUGGACAAACCUUCCUGAUGUAUCUAAGUGGCUUGAACAGGAUGGAAGUCAGUAUAUAAAGUUGAUUCAGCUGACAUCAUGUGUCCUUAUUACCUGUUUAGGCCUUUUUGCCUUAUAUUUAAUGAGGUACAAGACUAAAGUUGUUCUGGUGGUUGGAUUCAGCUUCUUAAUGUUGGGCAUUUUGAUAUUUCAACAUGUUAUGAACCAUCAAGACACAUUUGCAUCAUCCAGUGAUGAUGCUACCCUAUCAAUACAAAUAAUCUAUGUUACCCUGGGAAUCACCACUUUUGCAGCUGUUGUGGCUUUGCCAUGGGUUAAGCCUAUGCAAAGUCCUGAUAUGUGCUCAAGAUGGAUCUCCAACAAGUUAACAAUGCUUCCUGUUGAAAUUCAGAAUGUGACUCCAAUUUUUGAAUUUAAAGAUGCUUUGUAUAUGAUUGGGUGUCUGUACGUGACGUUUUGGUGUCUCCUACAGCUGUUGCUGCAACAACCUAUUAAUGCGAUGCCUGUGUUGUUGCUUUUUGUUCAAGUAUUGGCCAGCAUGCUUACAUUUUCUUUCAGUGAAUUGCAUCGUGAGCAAUGGGUUGAGAUUAUGGCACUGUGCUAUCUGGGAUCAGCAGGUCAUUUUGCUCUUGGGAACAGCAAUACACUGGCUACCAUUGAUGUUGCUGGAGCUUUUAUUGGAAUAUCAAGUCACUCAACAUUUCUUUCGGGUCUUUUAAUGUUCAUCAUUACCUAUGCAUCCCCCAUGCUAUUCUAUGUCAGUAUGGUGCUGUACAUCUCUGUAAAGGACACCGUCUAUUCUCUUAUUUCCAAGGAUGGAAAUUCAGGAGAAGUUCUCAAGACUGUGCUUGGGUUGUCUUGCCUUGUUCCCCUGAGCAUGAAUUCUGUUUUGCUGACUGCAUACACGAUUGUGUUGCUGUUGAUGAGGAACCAUUUGUUUAUUUGGAGCGUCUUUUCUCCAAAGUAUGUUUACGUAUGUGUUGGUACUGCAAGCGUGUAUAUUGGGGUCUUCAUUGUAGCAGUGACUGUGAUUUAUACAUAUAUGGUUCUCUUGUGGCGUAAAAGAAGGAAGAGUUUUGCCUUCAGUAGCAAGCAGAACGGUACCCUGUCAGUUAAGUUGUGCAUAUCUGUGCUGCGCAGGCAAUCUGAAGAUGCUCAAGAAAAGGACCAUAGUGUAAGUUAGGAUGUGUAUUACUAUUUCCAAUACUUGAUAUAAGAGUUUAGAUAACUAAUUUAUAAGAAAACCAAUUAAGUUAA
This is a messenger RNA of Neltuma alba, 3167 nucleotides long. RefSeq names its product GPI ethanolamine phosphate transferase 2. The record is from RefSeq and is a predicted model, not a curated record. Gene Ontology annotation, cellular component: endoplasmic reticulum membrane. Gene Ontology annotation, biological process: GPI anchor biosynthetic process. NCBI's taxonomy places the organism in Eukaryota, Viridiplantae, Streptophyta, Magnoliopsida, Fabales, Fabaceae. The coding region runs from base 70 to 3093 and encodes 1007 amino acids. The transcript has 18 exons.